CUGCUAUAAUCCAUUACCAUCCCUCUUCCUUCCACCUUGUCACUCUCUCAUCUUUCUACUUUUCUCAUCUUCCCACCUUACACUCUCUCUGCCUCUCCGUCUCCAACUCCAGUCUUGAAUCCUCACCACCACAACUGUCAUAAGAACCUACCUACCGUACCUCGACACGAAACCACACACAACAUGGGCUACACCCACUACUUCCACGUGAACUCCGGCAGCGAAGGCUGGGCGGCGAUCUGGCCGCGCCUGAUCGCCGACACGCAGACCAUCAUCGCCGCCGCGGGCGUUCCGCUAACCGGGCCUCCUGAGUACCACCCCAACGGGUACGAGAUGAGCACGCCCCCGAUCGUGUCCGUGGACGAGGGGAUCGACCUCAACGGGGUGGGCAAGAACGGGCACGAGCCGCUGGUGAUCGGCGUCAAGGAAGACGGGUCUUUCAACUUCGUGAAGACCGCCCGCAAGCCCUUUGACAAGGUGGUGGCGUGUGUGCUGCUUCGGGCUGCGAUGCUGGCGCCUCAGGCGGUGGAUGUCAGUUCUGAUGGCUAUUGGGAUGAUGAUCAGGAGUGGAUCGCUGCCAGGGCGCUCUACCAGCGGCUGUGGCCGCUGGACGAGAUUCACUGUCCGUGGAAGGAAGAGGACGGGCCCGAGGAGAUUGUCGACAACCCCGGCGGCGGCGGCACUGGCUGUGCCCAGCAAUAGAGGAGAACCAAACCAUGGAGAGGUGGGAAUCCGGGUUCUUGUAACGUCGAGCGCCUCUCGUGCGGUCGUGUUCUCCUGCUCUGGACGGGUCGUGCUUCUGGUUUGAAUGGUCUUGACUUCCGCUUCGUGGCCAGGCUGUGUCUCUCGGGAUGGGGAACAGAUAACUUUAGUCGCGUCAUCUUAUG
Messenger RNA from Aspergillus aculeatinus CBS 121060, 887 nucleotides. RefSeq lists its product as uncharacterized. The record is from RefSeq and is a predicted model, not a curated record. The transcript has 3 exons. The coding region runs from base 184 to 702 and encodes 172 amino acids. NCBI's taxonomy places the organism in Eukaryota, Fungi, Ascomycota, Eurotiomycetes, Eurotiales, Aspergillaceae.